Zingiber officinale is the source of this 849-nucleotide messenger RNA. Its product is annotated as AP-1 complex subunit sigma-2-like. The record is from RefSeq and is a predicted model, not a curated record. NCBI's taxonomy places the organism in Eukaryota, Viridiplantae, Streptophyta, Magnoliopsida, Zingiberales, Zingiberaceae. Bases 157 to 642 code for a protein of 161 amino acids. Gene Ontology annotation, biological process: vesicle-mediated transport; intracellular protein transport. Gene Ontology annotation, cellular component: membrane coat; AP-1 adaptor complex; intracellular membrane-bounded organelle. The transcript is spliced from 7 exons. Gene Ontology annotation, molecular function: clathrin-cargo adaptor activity.
GGCCUAAUUUAGUGGCCUUCCUAAAUCCUUUUAAUUUUCAUAUCCUUUCAUUGAUCUUUUUAAUUUUCAUAUCCCUUCACGAUAUUUUUCCUCGUCUUCUUCCGUCCUGAUCGCGGGAGAUCGAAGAAUCACAGAUCCGAAGGAAAGCCGAUAGAAAUGAUUCACUUUGUACUUCUAAUUAGUCGACAGGGAAAAGUGAGAUUAACCAAAUGGUAUUCUCCAUAUUCUCAGAAAGAAAGAACUAAGGCCAUCCGUGAACUUAGCGGACUGAUUCUUCCACGAGGUCCAAAGCUUUGCAACUUUGUAGAGUGGAGAGGAUAUAAGGUUGUGUAUAGAAGAUAUGCCAGUCUUUACUUUUGCAUGUGCAUUGAUGCAGAAGAUAAUGAAUUAGAAAUACUUGAAAUCAUUCAUCAUUUUGUUGAGAUAUUGGACCGAUAUUUUGGCAGUGUUUGCGAACUUGAUUUAAUAUUCAAUUUUCAUAAGGCAUACUACAUAUUGGAUGAAAUUCUCAUUGCCGGUGAGCUUCAAGAGUCGAGCAAAAAGGCUGUUGCCCGUCUUAUAGCUGCACAGGACCAACUUGUGGAAGCAGCCAAGGAGCAGGCAAGUUCAAUAAGCAAUAUGAUUGCUCAAGCUACCAAAUAGAGCUCCUUCAGUCAUUGUAAGGCCUAUCAAACAUGACUGCCCUCCAACGUUUUCGAUCCCUUGCACUUUACUACAUGUUUUGGAUGAUUUAAUUCACAUUUCUCGAGCUUGAUGAGGUAAUCUUUUAAUGAGAGUCGUGCUUGUAGAAACUGCACUCAUUUUCAAGCUUAAAUUUCUGAAUAAUAGUUGAUGAAAGAUUGUCUACCA